GUUUUCACACAGAACAGUUCUGAUUUUAUACAAUGUCUCGAAAUAUUAAUAUUAUGAGAUUUAUUGUCGGCAUUUUGAUAGUCUCAAGUGCAUCUGCAAACUAUAACAAAAUUAAUUACUUUGAAAAUUUUAUCUGUGACAAUCCGCAAACUGUCGGGAGUGUAACCAACUGUAAAGUCAGAGGAAUUAUAUCAAAAGAAUCGCUCGAGACAAUUUUUAAUAAUCUCAAAACUAGUGAUUUUAGAAUUUAUUCGUGCACUUAUAAUUGCUACUACGACAGUAAUUAUCGACUAACGAGAAAGGACUUGACUGAAUAUUCUAUUUUGACAUUUGAGAACUCAAAAUUCGAAAAAUUUCCAUCGGGCACAUUCUCAAAACUCAGUCAAAUCAAUACAUUGACAGCGGUAAAUGUCAAUUUGACUGAAAUAAAUCGGGACGACUUUAAAUCCUAUAAAGCACUUCAAGUUUUGAAUCUAUCAAGCAAUAAAAUUAAAAAUCUAGGAAAUGUUGUUUUACUUCAUCUGGAAUCUCUUGUAAAAUUGGAUUUGAGCAACAAUUUAAUUGAAAGUAUUCAUAUUACUGCUUUUGAUGAAUGCAGCAAGAGUUUAAAGAAUGUCGACCUUUCAAAUAACAAAUUAAAGCAAAUUUAUGAAACUAUGAUUGAUGCAGUUGGACAGUCUGAAGGAUCAUCUCUUCUACUUGAUUACAACGAAAUUGAGGACAUAAUUCCUCCAAUUUCAGCAACAAAAUCUUCCAGGAAGUUCGAUUCUCUUUCAUUCUCGUUUAAUAAAUUGAAAGUUUUUAACUACAACUGUUCAAAUAUCAAGAGCCUUUAUUUGGAUUCAAAUCAAUUAGAAGAGUUUAUGUUGGGAAAUUGUACAAUUGGCACCUUAAAUGCUACACAAAACUUAUUAGCUACUGCAGUCGUCCCUACAGUGUCAAAAUUAAUGAUUUCAGAAAAUGACAAGUUAUCAAAUCUAAAGUUUAAUGUAGAAAACUUGACAGAACUGGAAAUAAGAAAUAUUCCAGCUGGAUUGGUAACUUUCGAUUUAAUUAAAAAUGCAACAAAGCUUGUCAAACUUGAUGCCACAAAUACUUUUCUUGGAACAAUCAAAAUCGACACAUUUUCUGAAAUGGAACAACUGACAGAAUUGAAGCUCAGCAACACAGGAUUGUCGCACAUUGAUUAUGGAAUGUUCAGUCAUCAGAAGAAUGUCAAGACUUUUGAUAUUUCACACAAUAAUUUGAGAUCAAUUGACAUUAAAAUGUUGACGAGCAUGAAGUCUCUGAAACUUUUCGACAUAAGCGGAAAUAAUUUAACAAGCUUCGAGCAUGUCAAUGAAAUCAAUAAAAUAUUCCUAAAUUUAACAGAAAUCGGAAUUGCUGACAACAACUGGAAUUGCUCAUAUCUAGCUACUCUAUACAAAUUAUUUGAAGAGAACUCAAUUUUGAUAAGUCAGCCUUCAAACAUUGUCAAGAACUUAUCCAAUGUCAUGGGAAUCGGAUGCAUGACAUCAUCUCAACUAAAAAUAAAGCUUGUUGAUGGUGAUAAGGCAAAUGACUCUUUGGUACAGAAAUUAAAUGAAAUUAUCGAAGAAAUAAAUGCUGAAAAGACUAGAAAUAAUAAUAUGAAAUACGACAGCGAUAUAGUUAGAGCUGAAUUCUUUCACAUUCAGAAAGACAUUCUCGAUUUGAAGACUAAAGUUGCAAAGGAUCAAUUUUUGAUGAAUGUGAACAGCACAAAUGAUAAUAAUGAUGUAGAUCUCACAGCUGUUCGAAAUAUGAUGGAACAACUUAACAAUUUUACACUUGAAAAACAGAAAUUAGCUAUUGAUCAGCUACAACUUAAAAUUGACCAGCUCCACAUUCAAAUCACUAAAAAAGACUUGGAAAAUCAAAAUUUCGUUCAAAAAUCUCAACUUACAGAUCUCUUAGCCGACAAUCAAAAAGUGACACCAAUCAAGUAUGAAUACGUAAAGCAACAAAAUGGUAAUGAGAAUGAAAACAAAACAACUCAUGUGCUUCUUACUAUGGUAAUCACAUGCUUAGUUGUCGUCGGAAUUAUUUUUGGUUAUUUGAAACUUAAGAAUUUAUUUUAUCGACAAAGUGAUCUCUAUAGUGUACGUGCAAGAUCGACAAACACAAUUAAUACAACUGUAGAAAUUCCUGGACAUAAUAUAUAGUGAUUGAAGCUGGAACAUACUGGAUGUUUUUUUAAAGUUAUAAAAUUCGAAAUAGUAAUAAAAUAAAUGAUUUUAAAUUUUAA
Molecule: messenger RNA, 2266 nt
Organism: Chironomus riparius
Lineage: Eukaryota; Metazoa; Arthropoda; Insecta; Diptera; Chironomidae
Source: the annotation of a GenBank genome assembly